UCGCCGUUGGCAAUAACUGGAAUGCAGCGCGCAAUACGUACUUUGGUGAAGAGACCUGUGGAUAAGCGCCCACAGAGUUUUUAAUCCUCUAGAUUGUGCGGUUGCAGCUAAGGAUCUUGGCCAUUGGUUCAAGACUAUCGUGCUGCGUGCCGCGAUGGAUGUUUCAUUUGACGUCGCCGAGUAGGUGAUGGCGAAUAGGCGCGGUCCCUGAGGCUUCAACAUUAUGCGCCAGGGAUAGUGCGGGCGUCUAUAACCCAGGACGUUCUAUAUCUCCCAUACAUAGAACGGAUAUAUAAACGAGAUUCUCACCCGCUAGCAAUCUUCAUUGGUAUCCGAAAGUCCAAGCCUUUCAAUAUCUAUCAUUCUUCGAUCUAUACCGGCUUUCCACCUGUGUUGCCCUACAAACUCGAUGUCUCGCACCAUUCACUUGGCGAUAUUCUCUAAUGGCGCCAGGCCAGCUCACUAUGCUGUCUUCAUCCCUACUGGUGAUGCAGGCAAGGUGGGAAAGCUUAUUCAUGUGACCGGAACCACUGCCACGGGCUUCUUCCUUGAGUUCAAGCGCAACUACGACUUCAAUCUCACACAAAGGAAGCACCAGCUCAUUCCACUUGCCCAGGUCAAUUCCCAGUAUAUAACAGAUACUGUUGGCACCGGACAGCAAUCCGCUGAUACAAUUGCUCGUGAUCGACUGGAGUCAGUUGCUACAACUGUGCCGCCUCCGGGACGCAGCGCCAAUCCUUUUGAUCCGUCGGUAAGCCGGCCUCACCGCUGGAACAGCCAUGCAUACUGAUAGUUGUUUUAGGCACCCAACUGCCAAGAUUGGAUGCGAGACUAUACCCAGAAACUUAUUGCAGAAGGCCUGGUUGCGAGUAGCGCCGGUUCGGUUGUUCAAAGCGCUCCGAGACUGCUGUGAUAUCUGGAUAGUCAGCAAAGCAUCUCCUUUCAUGGUGUCGCAUUGCGAUUCCGCUUUACAUGGAUCCUUUGCAUGGUGCUGAUAACAAUCGUUGAAAGAAGGACUUGGUGGGGCUUGCGUAUUCCAUAUCUGGAAGGCUACUAUAUGAAGUAACAAAUCAAUUCGAUUAAACGAU
Molecule: messenger RNA, 1088 nt
Organism: Aspergillus novofumigatus IBT 16806
Lineage: Eukaryota; Fungi; Ascomycota; Eurotiomycetes; Eurotiales; Aspergillaceae
Exons: 1
Coding region: 410-790 (126 amino acids)
Source: RefSeq, a predicted model, not a curated record